ACAUGACGUAUUUCCUGCUCUCCUCCUGUGUGUUGGCUUGGCUUGAUGUUAGUAGGUGUGCAGACAGAGGGAGGAUUCUGCUGAUUUCAGGGAGCAAACAUGGACAGUCAAGGGAGAAAAGUGGUGGUUUGUGACAACGGCACCGGGGUAAGUUUGGGAACAUGUCCUGAAUCUGACUUUGAGCCGCUUUACCCUCUCCGGGGGUUCAGUUUGGAUGCUAACCUGCUAAUGUUAGCCUGUCUGGGUGGGUAGAGUCAGGAAUGUGUCUGUCAGCUAGAUUUCAUCUGAAACAGUUAAAACACUCACAAAACCAGUCACCAUCUCUGGGAAUAUUUAUGCACAGCACUGUCAAAGAAAACACAAUAUUUUUAUAUGUUUGAUGUCACCAUUUAGCGUUUAAAUUAACCGGCUCUGCCCUCUUAAAGUGAGAUUACAGUCACGUAAAUCUUCACAGAAAUGCAGAUUUAUCAAACUCAAACAGAUCAGUAAAAAGAUUCUAUAAAAUUGCCUUAAAUACUAAGAAUAGUCUUUAACAGUAAAUACAGCUAAAUCAGGAAAAGUGAAGUGGCACUCUGCACAUGCGUGUCACCCUGAUUGCGGAAGUAGAGUCGGUUCUUCCAUGUAUGGCAACUGGUCAGAUCUGCUGAUGAAUUUACUAACAUGAAAAAGAGAAGUCUGUGAGGAGGGAUGGUCAGUUUAUGAGAAACUGGAGGAGUGUGAGGCAGAUUGGCAGACUUUUAUCGUCUGCUUCCUUUGGUUUUUUUUGGAAAAAUAAAGUUACAUUUGUCAAAAAGUAAAACGGCUAGAAAUAUGAAAACUACAAGCCCCACCUCCUCAAGUAGUAGAACAGGAAACGUGGGUUAACAGCUGAAAUAAAAGGAACUGGGAAGGCUAAAAAAAACGACAAAAAGCGUACAGAGGAAGAAAUAUAGUACAGACAGGAAAACAAAAGAGGAAAUGCUGAAUUAGUCUUUAUGAACCGUGAGAGUAAGCGGAGGAAGUUUGUCUGCUGCUGCUUUACAAAAAAAAAGGAAACAAUUAUUAGGAUUAAAAAAUAAUAAUGAUGCAUUUCACUCUGUGUUUGUAAAGUGUGAUAAUAUUGUUCAAUGAUGAGAUACUGAUAUGAUGUGCAACAGAUAAACUCACUCUGAAGACUGUUUGGUCACAGUUUGAAGUAGAGCUGCUUGAUUAGAGAAAAAAUCCUAAUCAUGAUGAUUUUGAUUGAUAUAAAAAAUGAUAACCUAUAGCAGGAGUGUCAAACUCAACCACAGCAAGGGCCAUAAUCUGGAUUUAGGUCUAACCUGAGGGCCAAACAGGGUCAACAUUUCACCAAAACUGUCAACCUCCUUUUAAAAAAAUAUGCAAAACGAAAACAGCAAUGAUUAUAAAUCAUUUAGAAAUUCAAAAAAAGAUAAAAAGAUAAGUUUAACGGCAAUCUGAGAUAGAAGCAUUUAUUACAUUUUUUAUUCUAUUUUUAUUUAUUAUUUCAAAAGAUCAGAGCAUGAUAUAAAAAAUAGAAAAAUAGUGCUUUUAAAGAGCAAAUACACGAGGAGAACGUUGAAAUCAGGUGUAAAAGGUCAAAAUAUGACAUAAAAUUUAAAAUUGGGAUCUAAAGUAUAAAAAUGACAUUAUUCUACUGGAGGAAAUCUGCAGACUUCAUACUGGUGGGCCAAUAAUAAAACAAAUAUGAUAUGAUCUUGUGGGCCAGAUAUAAUUGUUCCACAGGCCAGAUUUGGCCCCCGGGCCUUGAGUUUGACACCUGUGACCAAUGGUAUGACAUCUGCAUCACACGUUUUUAAGCAACUUAAAACUCUUUAAACAUUAAAAAAUCAUUGAAAAACACGCAAAAGAAGUUUGCCUGCCCUUUUUGUCUUUGGUGAUUACACUCGCUAACUAAAAGGCCAGUUUUAUCUUGUAAAAAGUAUUUUGACCCUUUGAAAUUAAACAAUUAAAGGAUUUGAGCCCUUUACCCCUCACAUUUCAGCACAGCCUCCAUAUCUAACAAAUCAUCCAGUUUUUUUAAGCUGUGACAUCCUUAAAACCUCCAGACUUGGGUUUGUAUUUAAUGACAAUUCAAAAAUAUGUUUCUCAUUUAUCCGCCCGACACUUGUUUGCUCAUUUGCACUUGUGAUUGCUACGGCUUCUCUCCUGCCAUGCUCACUCUGUCCCCUGGCUUGGCAAGAGCCCAAUCUUUCUUGGGCUUCAUUUAACGUAAAUAUAAUGUAGAUCUUACAUGGGCAACGCAGCAGAUGGCGCAGUACUGGUCAGUCUCAUAUUUUUAUCAUUAUGUGGAGCCAAAAUCAAAAUCAUGACUGAAAUCUGACUAAUCGUCUAGCUCUAGUUUGACGGCUGCUGAAGAUUGUAGAUCAGGCGUAUUAACAUGAUUACCCAUCUAUUUGACAACAUCUGUAUCAUGCACAAUGCACAUCUCGUAAAAUAAAUGACUCUUUUAAAAGAUUAAUAUUCCAAAUUACCAUUUUUAAAAAGACAUACAUUAAUACUCAUUGUGUCAUUUUAAAUUUCUUUUCCUGUCCAGUUCGUGAAGUGCGGCUAUGCGGGAUCAAACUUCCCUGAACACAUUUUUCCUGCUCUGGUCGGCCGGCCUAUCAUCCGCUCCACAGCAAAAGUCGGCAACAUUGAAAUUAAGGUGAUUUCCUCUUUCUUUGGAGUUUUGUCUCUGAUUUCUUCUUUGAUAUGUCAUGUUGCAUUUACAUGCUCCUCUGAUGGUUGCAUCUCCUGAACUCAUCAGUUAUUCUCUUAACUUUUAAGUUCUGAUGUAGGAAGAAUGCAGAAACUACCAUAAAUAUUAACAUAAUUUUUUAUGACCUUUAUGUCACUAUAUUUGGACAUUUUCCAAUGGUAUCCACAUGGGAUGUGCUCAAAAAACGAUGUGAUGUUGCCUCUGGCAGGACCUGAUGGUGGGGGAUGAGGCCAGCGAGCUGCGCUCCAUGUUGGAGGUGAACUACCCAAUGGAGAACGGCAUCGUCAGGAACUGGGACGACAUGAAACACCUCUGGGACUACACUUUCGGCCCAGAGAAACUCAACAUCACCUCAAGGGACUGUAAGAUCCUCCUGACCGAGCCACCCAUGAACCCCACCAAGAACAGGGAGAAGAUCAUCGAGGUGAGUCGUGGUGGAGAGUCAGAUCCAGCCAACCAGAUGUUAAAUUUGUUUUUGUUGCAUGUCCCUUAAGUACCAAGACAAAAAGCCUCUUUCACCAACAUCUUCUUAAGAUCCUGUAACAGCCUGAUCCCUGAAUUAUAGAAACCUAUCACUCUGUGCAGAAACAGUCACUUGUUGAGCCAGAAAAGUUUCUGUUAGAGACACCUGUCAUUUUGUCUUUUGACCUAAUAAUAGAAAAGUAUUUAAGGAGGGCAUGAUAAUGGUAACAAUAGCAAUAAAAGAUAAUGUCCCCCACUCACACAAGGACACCAGACCAUAGGGACACGUCCACAGAUGUCCCACUGAAUCAAAAAGAGAAGUAGAAAGAUAUUUUCCAACAUUUGAGAUGUUGUCUUUGCAACAUUGGUAAAAAAAAAAAAAAAAAAAGUUUUGAAUGAUUUGCAAACUGAUUUUGCAAUUAACCAACGCUUUCUGUUUCUCCUCCAGGUGAUGUUUGAAACGUACCAGUUCACAGGAGUUUAUAUCGCCAUCCAGGCUGUUCUCACGCUCUAUGCCCAAGGUUUGCUUCCUUCCUUUUUACCGGACUAAACCAAAAACCGCUCUGAUGUAAAUCCAUAUGCCACAGAAAUGAUACUCGAAGGAUACAUUAAGAUGCAAAACAACACUAUGCAAUACAAUACUAUAAUGCAACAUAUGUUCACUCUCAGUACAUUAUCGCUCUGUUCCCAUCAGGUCUUCUAACUGGAGUGGUCGUGGACUCCGGCGAUGGCGUCACUCACAUCUGCCCGGUGUAUGAAGGUUUCUCUCUGCCCCACCUGACUCGACGUCUGGACAUCGCAGGGAGGGACAUUACACGCUACCUCAUCAAGGUAUUUCCCACCUUUUAAUCUUCUAAACUAAAAAAAUUGAUUUUGUUUUGCUAAAGUAUCCUGUCCCUGUCCGUCCACCAGCUGCUGCUGCUGCGAGGUUACGCCUUCAACCAUUCAGCAGACUUUGAGACAGUGAGGAUGAUGAAGGAGAAGCUCUGCUAUGUUGGUUACAACAUUGAACAGGAGCAAAAGCUGGCACUGGAGACAACGGUGCUGGUGGAGUCGUACACAGUGAGUCGCGAUCAGAGUUGAAUGUAUUUAUCUGUUAGGUCUGCAGUAGGAAGAGUAAACGUGUGUGAUGGUGUUCAGGUGAAACUCUGCUGAGUGACAGCAUUUUUGUGUCCACAGCUUCCAGAUGGCCGGGUCAUAAAGGUGGGAGGUGAGCGGUUUGAAGCCCCGGAAGCGCUAUUUCAACCUCACCUUAUUAAUGUAGAGGGAGUGGGCGUGGCUGAGCUGCUGUUCAACACCAUUCAGGCUGCAGAUAUCGACACCAGGUGAGCUGACUGAACCGCUCGUCUUUUAGAGUCAUGAAUAAUAAAUCAGCGAUGCAUCACAUGAUCAUGUUUCUGUGACAGGGCGGAGUUUUACAAACACAUCGUCCUGUCUGGAGGCUCCACCAUGUACCCUGGCCUGCCAUCCCGCCUGGAGCGAGAACUGAAGCAGCUGUACUUGGAGCGAGUGCUGAAAGGAGACGUCGACAAGCUGUCGGUAAGUCAGUGUUUCUGGAAACCAAAACACCAUAAGACGAGAGAGAAAAAAGUCAGCGGCUCAGUGUUUAAUGCCAGUGCUAAAAUAAAUUUCAUAAAUCAAACUGGAACUCCUGAAAUGUGCAAAUUCUGUUGCAUUAACCAGAGUUCCGUGGACAACAGCGAGUAAACAAAAUGAUCUCAGAAAAACUACACACCGUGUUGACCAUGGUUUUGCACAUAGUUUUUGCACUUCUAUAGAAAACCCGGAGAAAUGUUUAAUGUUCCAUUAACCAGGAAUACUUGGACGUCAGUGAGUGAUCAAAUUACUCUCCUAAUAUUAACACUGGUUUAAAAUGUAGUACUCAUAAUAGAAACACUGAAAAGCGCAAUCACUGCCACACUAACAAGGGAUCCCUGGAAGACAUUGAGUAAUCAGUGAGUAAGAAUGUUCUUAGAAUAACACCACCAUUUGACCCUGAUUGGACAUUAAAUAUAUGCACUCCUACUGGAAACCCCAAAAAGUGUAGGUUUGGUUGCAUUAACCAGGGAUCCCUGGACAAAAGUGAGUGAACAAAACUAGGUCUAAAAAAAUGGUACGUCAUAUCUGCACUGAUUUGACAUCUAGUACUUGCACCGCUUCAGAAAACCCUUAAAUGCAAAUGCUGCUGCAUCAACCAGGGAUCCCUGAAUGUCAACAAGGAUAAAGAGAAUCAAAUAUUUCUCUGUGCAGCCUUAAAUUUGUGCAUUUUAUGGUGAAAAUGUGUUUUCUCUAUUGGGAGAAUAGUGCCUUUUUCUGGUUCUUGUCCAAAUAUCUGCUUUUUUGAGCAAGUUCCUGCAGUACCUUCAUCCACCAGUAGAGAGAGCUAAAUCAUCAAACAUAUUAAAGUCUGUUCUGCUGCUGAAACAUCUUUCUUCUCUCUUUGUCCUGGUCUCAUGUGGGUAAGGUGAAAAUAUGUUGCUGAGAGGAGCCCAGGAAAUCCUUCCAACCUGUAAUUAAAAGAUAAUUUGAGUUUCUCGCAGAGACCUCACAGGGUGAUGAGGAUUUCAACAUGUUUUCGCUUUCUUUUCCUCUGUUGACACUCACUUCUCCUUCUACCUCAGAAAUUCAAGAUAAGGAUAGAGGACCCCCCUCGCCGUAAACACAUGGUGUUCCUGGGCGGUGCUGUGCUAGCUGACAUCAUGAAGGACAAAGACAACUUCUGGAUGACACGGGAGGAGUACCAGGAGAAAGGGACACGCGUGCUGGAGAAACUGGGCGUCACUGUCAGAUAAAACGGAAACAAACAAACAAACAAAACACACUUCCACCCAGAGUCCCUCCAUCUGCCUGUCAGCUGAAAUCCACACACUGCUUCCCCCCGAGGUUUACCAAGAGAUACUCUUUGUUUCUUUCAAAAGAAGACGGGAAAGGACAGGAGGGGGAAGUGGUGGAAAAAGGGAUGAAGGAUGUGAAGUGUUUGACGGUGAGUUUCUUGACAUGCAAAACUCAGAGAAACGUGCAAUGAUACCUGUUUGAUCACUGCAGAAAAAUUCAACAAAAUUUAAAGGAAUAGCUCAAAAUUUUAGGUCCUAUGCACAUUAGAUUAUAAGACAGAAUUGCUCUUAUGGCUUGAGAGGAUUCAGCUAGGUAAACAUUAAUACCAAAAGCAGGGGAAACAGCCAUUAGGGUUUGGCCAAACUAAAUGAGAAGCCUCACCUUACGUUAUAAAUGGUUAAUUGUUAAACCUGAAAAGGAGGCUUUAAGGUGUCUUUAGCAUAUUUUGGGGUCUUAACGACAAAUUGUGCAAACACAAUUACCAAAAAUGUCCCCCUGGUUUUCUUCAUGACUCUUCAUGGUGGCACUAUUUUAAUCCUGCAGUUUACCUUUCAGGGGUAUUUUGUCUUCUUUGGCUAAAAUGAUAUCUCGUACUGUCAUUAUAUGGUCAUCUUUUAACUAAUCAAUGCUAAUACUAAUUCUAUCAUUUUCAUGGGCUAUGUCCAGGACUCAUGGUAUUAUGAGUCAUAACAAGCCGUUCAAGUGUUUUGUACGGUGGCCCAAGAGGUCAAAAGCACAGAUAUUAUAUGACCCCCUCAAAAAUCAACUGAAUGCCAAAUACAUUUGACCAAAAAGAAAAUAAUUCAUAUAACAAAAACAUUUUUCUAAGUGCAAAAAACAUCAUGAAAUGUCAAACAUUUGUGUUUUGUGAAAUAUUUUUGCAUUUUAAGAAAAAAAAUGUAUCAAAUACAUUGUGGGCAUUUCAUGAUUUUUUUUUCCAUUAUGUGAAAUACUUUUACAUUCCAUAAAACUUAGGUUGUUUUUUUUUACGAGUAACAUAUUUUUGCAUCUCAGUUUUUGAAUUUUGCUAAAAUCUUUUUCCUUUUCAUGAAGUUCUUUUUUAAUUCAUUAACAAUUUUUAUGUUUCAUGAAAUGUCUUGGCACUUCUUAAAAUAUUUCUGCAUUUCCUAAAACAUUUUUGCAUUUCAUGGCAUUUUUUUCUUCCUGCAAAAUUUUUGGUUUCUGUAAAAGUUUUGAAAUUCUCCAAAACGUUUUUACAUUUCUUAAAAGAUUUUUGCAUUUCAUAAAUUGCUUCUAUGUUUCUAUACUUUACUAAAUUGUCAUAGCAUUUCAUGAAAAUUUUUAUAUGUUAUGACAUCUUUUCUUGAUAAGUGGAAAAUUUUUGGUGUUUAGUGACGUUUUCAUUGGUGACACCUUCAAGACCGUCGUAGUUCAUAGAUAUGUUUGGACAAAGCCAGGUCUGCUCUUUCCCCUUUUUCUGGUCCAAGAGAAGCUUUACAGCUUUUUACAGCAGACACAAAAUAAUUAUAAAAAUAACUAUUUAAAAAAAAAAAAUCACCUUUCAGGCAAAACUACAGCCCACGGUGUUCUCAAAAAAUACAUUAAAGAUAAAUAAGAUUUCCACUUUGUGAAUAAUGUGUCACCUGAGCUUCCUUAAACAGUUGCUGGCAUUAAAAAUAGUCACGAUAAGGUGGGGCAUUAAAUUAAAUAAGAGUUCUGAAUGGAUAGGUAAUCACACACACUAUGAAAAUAAGAACUUUAAUUUCCUUAAAGACUAGAGUGUUUUCGAAGCACCUUGCUAUUCUUUGGCCUCUUUUUUGCUUUUUGAAUACCUUAAUUAUGUUAAAAUAGGUAGUAUUUAAAAAAUGAAGAUAUUAGAAAUAUGAGGUCUAAUAUGAAGGAAACGUCCUCAGUUUAUAAGUUUCAAAUCCUCAUGAAUCAAAGUUUGAAGAAGUUAAAAUUCAAGAAGGUGAGAAGGAUUUAGGUCUGAAACAGGUUUGAUUUUGUUAUUUUUUGUUUCCAGUUUAAAAACUGAAAAACCAGAGAUCACUAAAACAGAUUUCAUUAUUUUAUGAUAAAAAAACACAAAGUCAUUCCUGAAGUCAAGAUUGAGGUCUGCGGUAUAAUGUAUUGAUAUCCUGCUCCUGGGCCCAGAUUUCCAAAAGUGAUCUGGUCAGAUGAAAGUUUUCAGAUUGGAGAUACUUUUCUCUGACUGACAAAUCAAGGUGUCAAGAGUCUUUAAAUUUGCCCAGUUUGUCUUUCUUUGUGUGUACCAAUAUGAAGAUAUGAAGAAAAUUAAAAUUUUCGGAAAAACAAGUAAGAGACAAAGUUGUGACUUGACAAGGGAAAAUCACAUUUAUAAGAGAUUUUUGAUAUAAAUAAAAAAAGUCAGAAAUUGCUAAAAAAAAUAAAAUAAAUAAUAAUAAUAAUAAUUUGUCAGAAAAAGGCUGGAAAAAAUGAGAAAAAGUUGCAAAUUUACAAGAAAAGGUAAAAAAAAAAAAGUAGAAUGAAGUCUCAAACAUACUUGAGCUAAGUGGUAAAUUAUACCUCCCAAAAAACUUGUAAACAUAUGAGAAUAAGGUCUUGAGUGAAUUUACAUGAAAUAAUGGUGAUUGUGUUUUUUUUAAUUAAAAUUUUGCCGAAUUUUGCUUUUUUAGGUUGGGAUUGCUAAAGAAAGACAGGAAAUGUUGGGAGUAGAGAGAGGGGAACGACAUGCAGUAAAAGGUUGUGGCUGGAAUUUGAACCAGUGGCUUUUGUGACGAGGACUAUUGCCUCUAUUCAUAUGGCUACUAGAAUGCAAUGCCACUGGCUCACUGAAAAAUUGUACAUCAAAAAGUUAGUUAGUAGUUAAAGAAAACUACUACAGGAGAAAAGUUUUAAAUGUAAGAGAAUGAAGUUUAAAUUUGAAGAACAAAGUUGAAAAUUUAAAAGAAAAUGUUGCAAAUUUACCAGAUUAAAUUUAUUGCACAGUAACAACAGAGUAAAGAUGUAAGUUCUUAAUUCACUCCCCUAAAAAUGUUGGUUCCCAAACAUAAAGAAUAAAAUUGUAAAUUUAUCAAAAGAAUUUUAAAGUGUAUUUGAAUGAAUUCCCUAGUUUAUACAGGUUAAGUUGUUGAUAUUGGGAAAGAAAAGUUGUAAACGUGUAAGACAGAGUCCCAAACUCACAAGAGUUACUUCAAAAAAUAAUAAGAAAAAAGUUGUAAAUGGAAAAGGAGGAAGUGGAAUAUUGUAGAAAAAAGUUAAAAUUUUAAGAAAAGAAGCUAAAAAUUGAAGAAAAAAGCCAUAAAUGUAUGCCAAUGAAGUUGUAAACAUUCAAGAGUAAGUUGUAGAUUGAAAUGAAUGAGAAUGUAGUUGUAAUUUUGUAAAAAAAACAAAACAAAACAAAACAAAACAAAACAAAAAACAGGUGUUAUUAAAGGCUGUUAUUGAUCAUUAAAAGAGCAGCUGGCUGCCUGCGCCACUAUGAGGUACAUCUUUUCCAGCAUCCUCCCUUUAAAGUGAGUUAUCAAAUUUACAACUUAAUUUAUGUUCAUUUUUGACUGAGUUCUCAAAAUCUCUUAUCUUUCCUUCAUCACUCGGCCCUAACGUUCAGUCUUUGUCUGCUUCUCUGACAGAAUAUACGUUUACUCUGUACUAACAUGUCUAAUGAAGUGCUCAGUGACUUAAAUGUCUGGGAUCAACAGGACUGUGGUCGAUAUGAUUAGACAGUCCUGCACCAUGUGACUGUAACACACCUUUUUGCCAUGAUUCCUCUGCUAGCUUCCUUUGUUUUUUUUUUUUUUUUAUAAAUGUGUCUUUUUCCAGUAUAUUUUCAAACAUUUUUGUACUUUAAUGUCACAGACCGGGCUUCAGCUCGUUCUGUGGUGGACAGUCAAAUGUCCAAAUGUUGACCUGGAUCAUUCCUUCACAUAUCUUGUGAGUCUUAUGGUGAAGCGCUGUGCUCUCAGCAGCUGGUUGGUUUGAAAGUGUGCUGAACAAAUUAGCUGAUUGUAAGUUAGAUGUUCAGGGCCAAAUGAAAAAAUGACCUGUAUCCAGACAAAAGACGUCUGUUAAUAGGAAACGGUUCCAUGUUUUGUUUAAGAAAGAGAAGAGGAGGUGUGGACAGUAGAGACGAGUGUGAGCUGAUGGUGCAAACAGUUCUGCAAUCAGGAACAACCUCAUUGGUUGAAAUUAGGUUGUUUUAUAAUCCCUCCCAAACAGCCACUAAACUCCUGAAAAUUUCCAGACUUUUUCUGGGUGGGCUGCAUGUGUGAACGCAAACAGACAUAUUUUUUUAUCCCAAUUUAUCCAGACUUUUCUGACUAGUCCUGUUGGCAAUAUGUCUGCAAGAAGUUGGGGUGAGUUAGUUGGCGAAUGCAGCAGUUGAAAGUCAUAAAAAUUCAGGACAAGCUGAGAUGACGUCACUUUGUACUCCCUAUUUGUCUCAGUAGACUGUAUUAGCGUUCUGCUGUUGCGUUUGCACUGAAGAAACCUUUACUGGACAUUCCUUACCUCAUCCAGACUUUAUUGUGAAAUAAUAUCAGGGGGGCUAGCAGGAAACAUUUCAGGUAAAGUCAGGAUGAAAAACUCAGCUGUUUUGUGUUCCCACCACCAAUUUUUAGGAAAUUUUCAGGAAGUCUGAAAGGGGAUCCAGAAAAAGGAAUGUGCACCUUUUUGUGCCCUGUGCAAAUGACACACUUAAACAUUGUCUCUGUGCGCAGGUGGGUUGUGUAUAUUUAACAGAGCCAUUGUGCAUUCAAAUAUGGAAAAUUGGCCUUUUUCUAUGCAAAUGAGCCUCAUGCAGAUUGCGCUAGAGUAGUAAUAGAAGACGUUACACUGUAUGUGGACAGAUCUGAGCUCUGUGGAGACGAGAGUGGAGAUGCUAACGGCUCAUCCCCAGUCAGAUGCAAACCAGAGUAAACUGCACAGAGCUGCAAAACCUUUACAGGUGUGCUUGAAUAUCAUUAGCUGAUUCGCUUUGUCAGUUAAAUUUUGAGACAGAGCAUAUAGUGAGGCAAAUAAUGCACAAUCUGAUUUUAGUGAACUUCCUCCCUCCUUGCUCUUUUAACUUCCCUGGAGUUAAGAGAGCAAGUUUGAGCAGCAAAUUCCUGUACAUAUCAGUACCUGAAUCUCCAUCCUGUUCAUAAUCAGCCUUCUAUCAUCAUGAUUGGUGGAAAUAUAACUGCAUUUUAAAGGACCAUUUACGAUAUUUAUUCAAACUUAGGUUGUUUUUUUCCCAUGUGACUCGGCAUUCCUUUCUUUCAUGGCUGACCCCCUCCUCUCUUUCUCCAUCUUUUUUGAACAGAAGAUAAUUUUUGGUUGUUUUUUUGUUAUAUAAAUAAGAAUCUGGUGUCAGGAGAUGGAGACCAUGUAAAAGCUGGUAUUUGUGGUUCUCUGUCUGGGUUCUUCUGUGUACAUCAGAGGCACUUGAGCUCAUAUAUAAUACAAAUAAAGUGUAUGAUAACCUUCUGAUUACACAGCAUCAAGUGCCAAGUAUAGUUAUACUUGCUGGGUUUUAUUUUUGUUUGUUUUUUUCAUUUUGUUUGUAACAUUACUGCCAAGCUCGCGCUGAUUAAAAUAAAGCAAAAUGAUUUAUAGA
Molecule: messenger RNA, 11537 nt
Organism: Xyrichtys novacula (pearly razorfish)
Lineage: Eukaryota; Metazoa; Chordata; Actinopteri; Labriformes; Labridae
Source: the annotation of a GenBank genome assembly